AUGGUUGAAGUUGAAGAGGUGGAGCUGGAUUUGGCGUUGUCCAUCGGAGGGAGUUUCGGGAAGCACACGGUGGAGAACCCCGCACCUGAUUCCAAGCCCGAAACGCUUGCAUCGGAUUCGUUUACGCGGGUGGCCGUCGAACCGCACCACAAGCGUGAGAUUCAAGCGUUGCGGAGGAUGGAGGCGAAGAAGAAGCGAGAGCAGAAGAGGGAGCGCGUCGUCAGAGAACCCGAACCUCAACCUGAACCCGAACCCGAGUGGGAACAGGCUUUUAAGAAGGAGAAAACGGAAUGCCGGAACGGCGUUAGUGCCUCUGGCCCGUGGGGAACGGCGGAACCGUUUCGCAUGCACCAGUUUCCGACGGCGCAGUACUUCCCGUCGAAUAACGGCUUUCCGGUACCCUGCUGGUUCGGAAGCCAGAAGAAUGCAGGUGGCGUUGACGGUGUUAACUGCUGUGAUAAGAUGGUAACGAAGUCUAAUGGGUCUUCUAGGUGCAGUUCUUCUGCGGUUUCGGAUUACCAAAGCUCUUCUCGUGAAGAUGGGGGAAGCACUGAUAGCCACAGUCAUUCAGUUCAUUCUUUGGCAGAACCACCCCAUUUGACAAGUUCCAAGGAAAAAAGCAUAGCAAUCCAACCUGAAGAAAGUGGUUCUGCCUCAUCUCACCCCAUGAAACCCAAACAAGGCAACAACUUUCAAGAGAGAAAGCACAUUGCAAAGGAAUCUCAAUCAAAACCAAACCCCACUUCACCUGAGCAUAUGAAACUCAAUCAAGGACCACCUCCCACAAGCCACAAUGCACUUCCAACAAUGCCAGCUGAGAAGCCUCUGUGCAAAGAAAAGCCAAGCCCCUUGGUGGAGACCAAAGGUGAGAAGGCAAAACCCCCAAAGCCUCUCUGUCUCACCACUUCACUCCCUGAAAUGCCAUACGUGUCCACAAAAGGGAAAAAUGGGAAAAUUGUUAAUGGGUUCCUAUACAGAUAUAACAAAUCUGAGGUUAGCAUUGUUUGUGUCUGCCAUGGAAGCACAUUUUCUCCUGCAGAGUUUGUGCAGCAUGCAGGGGGCACAGACAUCACGCACCCUCUGAAGCAUAUCACAGUAAUUCCUUCUGCCUUAAGGUGA
Molecule: messenger RNA, 1119 nt
Organism: Sphenostylis stenocarpa
Lineage: Eukaryota; Viridiplantae; Streptophyta; Magnoliopsida; Fabales; Fabaceae
Source: the annotation of a GenBank genome assembly